GCCUCUCGUUUUCUGUCCCCCUCCCUUUUUUAGCAUGAAGUGUGUUCUCUGUGAGCUGGAAGCGAAUUGGUUAACAGUUCAGUUGGGCGUGUGACUUUGGCGCAGGUGUGAAGGCAAGUUCGCAAAAGCUACGGCGUUGAGAGCCAUCAAGGACAGAAGAACCUCAAACCUUCAGUGUAGAAGACCGAAAAACAUUUUCCCCUUUUAAGCCAUUUUUAAAACCAACAAACAAAAAAACUGUGCAGACCCUGGCUUGGGAUUGUCAAUCAAAAGGCGAAAAUCAGAAUUGGCCACAACCGCAGUACUCCCUUCUGCCUAUUGGUCAGUUUGGGGUUGACAUCAAAUCCCCAGGACAUCCAGGCUAAAAAAAACAAACAAACAAACUGAUGGAUGGUGAUGUAACCAUGGAUACAGCUCCGCCUCCCUCUUUCCUGGGUCCAUCAGACUCUGUACCAGAUGGACAAGAACCCAUAGCCCCAGCUGUACCAAAAGCAGCUCCUCCUCCGCCACCCCCACCACCUCCUCCGCCACCUCCCCCACCCCCUCCACCUCCUCCUCCUCCUCCUCCUCCCCCCGGCCUCGGCCCCGGCGGCCCCCCUGGCCUGUGCAGAAACGCCCAGCGGCGCUCCAGGAUGCGCAACUUCAACUGGGUCACCAUCCCCAAGCAGAGCGUGGUGGGAAGGCACAACAUCUGGACGGUGCAGAAGCCCGCCGAGGAGUUUCAGCUGGACACCCAGCGCAUGGAGGAGCUGUUCAGCCAGGCCGGGCAGGGCCAGCAGCCCAAACAGGCCCCCUCGCACAAGAGCGUGAGGGGGCUGCCCUCCUCUACGCAGGGGGGAGAGCUGGUGUCCAUUCUCGGCUCCAAGAGGAACAUGAACAUCGGCAUCUUUCUGAAGCAGUUCAGAAGGCCAGUGAGGGAGAUGGUGGAGGAUAUCUCCCAAGGGAACGAAGAGCCGUUUGGAACGGGCAAGCUGAAGGACCUGUUCAAGCUGCUGCCCGAGGACGGAGAGGUGAAGCAGCUUCUUGCCUUCAAAGGUGACCUGUCCCUGCUGUCAGAGGCCGACCUGUUCAUGGUCCUGCUGGUGAGGGUUCCUGGCUAUGAAGAACGUCUGAGAAGUUUAGUUCUCAGGGAGGAGUUUUCCCCCUUCAUGGAGGAGAUGAAGCAGUCCAUUGCCACCAUGACCACAGCUGCCCAAGAGCUGCUGGACUGUGAUGACCUUCAUUCUAUCAUCCGAUUGGUGCUCAAGACCGGAAACUACAUGAACGCAGGUGGCUACGCUGGCAGUGCCAUCGGGUUCAGAAUGGCCUCUCUCCUGAAGCUGGUGGACACCAGGGCAAACAAACCCGGGAUGAACCUCAUGCACUACGUCGUGAUGCAAGCAAAUAAGAUUGAUGGCGCUCUGCUCAGAUUCCCUGAUCAACUGCAACACAUCGGGGCAGCGGCCAGGAUCCAGAAACAGGAAGUGGAGGCAGAGUUCCAGAGAAAGAAGAGUGCAGUGGAGGAGGCAAAGAGGGAUGCCAGGAAACAGCCGGAUCUGGAAGCUCAGAUGGAGGAAUUCCUGAGGGAAGCAGAGUCGCAGCUGGGCGAGGUGGAGGCUUCUUUUCAGGCCCUCGAAACCGUGAGCCAAUCGGUGGCGGAGUACUUCUGUGAGGACCCCAGCCAGUUCAGACUGGAGGAGUGCUGUGCCAUCUUCGACUCCUUCUGUGAGAAGUUCAUCCGGGCCACCCAGGAGAACCGCGAUCGGGAGAUGGCGGAGGUGAAGAGGAGACAGCGAGAGAGGCUCCACACCUCCAUCAAGCGCCGGUCGACGGCCACCUGCUCCAUCAACGACAAGGACAUGGAGGACGUGGCCCUGGAGUCCAUCCUGCAGCGGUUCGCCAGCGGCCGUGGCUCGCGCAGGAGGGCGGGGACGCCCUCGCCCACCAGCGCCAACCUGGCGAAGAUCGCCAUCAAGGAGAACUCCAUCCAGGAGGCGCCGGCUGUGCCCAACGCCAGUCCGGCCAUGGAGGCGCGAAAGAACAAGCACAACUUGGCCAAGGAGCAAACGGGAUGCCGUCCUCUCGAGGAGGCGCAGCCUCCACCCCCGGAUAAGGAAGAGAAGAGACAGAGCACUGUGAAAGAGGAGGAGGAGGAGGAGCCGAUAGUCGUGAAAAUAGAGGCCCCUCAAAAACCAAACCAGAAGUGUCCGGAAACACCUUCUAGAAAAAAGAAGAGCAGCGUCUCUUCUCCAGAGAGACACAAGUCAGUGAAGAGUGAGGAGGAAGAGGAAGGACAGGCUGAGGAAGAGGCGCAGAAGAUGCGGGAGGUGUCCCGUAAGGUCCUGCGGUACCAGAACAGCAGGGGGAGCGUUUCGUCCGGGGAGCACUCCAUAGGGGACCUCCCACGGACGCCCAAAAGUGCCGUCAGCUCCCCUCGCCGCCAAAACUUUUCAGUGGAGCCGCCUGCAAACGGGGUCCCCUGGACCAUACUCAGCCCUCGCUUCACCCCCAGAAUGACCCCCACCUCCCUCAACCGCCGUCACACCCUCUCCAUCCCCCCAAAGAACGACAGCGACGAGGACGACCUGUGGAUGCUGCCCAAAGUCCCCGCCGCUCACCCUCACCCUCACCUGGGGGCAGUGGGGAGAAUGAAGUCGGCCGACGUCUGCCUGCUGUCCCCCAAGCUGAAGGAGGCCAAAGGCGGGAAAACGCCCCCCUCGUCCCCCCCCGACGGCUCCUCCAAACAGAAAGGCCUGUCCGUCCGACCAGCGGACCUGGCCAAUCGCACCGGCCCCACCGCGCACUCCGGCACUUUCCAGAAGGAGAACUCCCCAGGGAGCCGCACCUCGGCGAAGGGGCAGGCGGAGCCACAGAAGGAGGGCAAGGCCCUGGAGUGGGCCCCCCGAUUUCAGCUGGGCAGCAUCUUCCAGAGACGCUACAACUCGCGGUCCGCCCAGGCCGAGGAGAAGGCCGCGCCCGAGAAGCAGGAGACCUCGGCCUUCAUCUCCUUCUUCAGGCGCUUCGGAGAGAAGAGCAGGCCCGAGGAGGUGACAUCAGCCCCUUGGGUUUAGCCCUUUAGGUCUCAUUUCUCUUUUCUUGGGUUAAAAAAAAGAUCAGCUGUGUGACUGACCUGCAGUAUUUCAGGAAAGCGAGGACAGUUUUGGUACCUUGGCAACACGACUUGGAAGAAAUCGCAUUGAGGUCGUGUCGAAAGACAAAGUUCAUUGGCCAUUUCAAAGUAGGAAUUGGGAGUGCAAACCUUAAGUUUCACUCCUUGAAAAUUUUGUGAAAUAAAUGUUUUAUAUUUAAAUAAAAUGUGCUAUUUUA
This is a messenger RNA of Anguilla rostrata (American eel), 3306 nucleotides long. RefSeq names its product FH2 domain containing 4 (gene fhdc4). The transcript has 12 exons. Bases 387 to 3050 code for a protein of 887 amino acids. The record is from RefSeq and is a predicted model, not a curated record. Lineage: Eukaryota; Metazoa; Chordata; Actinopteri; Anguilliformes; Anguillidae.